This is a messenger RNA of Hemiscyllium ocellatum (epaulette shark), 2556 nucleotides long. RefSeq names its product tetraspanin 5a (gene tspan5a). The record is from RefSeq and is a predicted model, not a curated record. Bases 125 to 931 code for a protein of 268 amino acids. Lineage: Eukaryota; Metazoa; Chordata; Chondrichthyes; Orectolobiformes; Hemiscylliidae. Gene Ontology annotation, biological process: regulation of vascular endothelial growth factor signaling pathway; protein localization to plasma membrane; protein maturation. Gene Ontology annotation, cellular component: membrane. The transcript has 8 exons.
GCCGGCCGAUACAUUGUAGCCGGAGCUGGAGACAUUGUAUCCUCGGCCUCCAGCUGUUGCCUACCUUCCCUGUGUCCGGCCGCUCAACCUUUCCAGCCAACCCUUCCUUCAUGAACAGUCCAAGAUGUCAGGGAAACAUUACAAAGGACCUGAAGUCAGCUGUUGCAUCAAGUAUUUUAUUUUCGGCUUUAAUAUUAUAUUCUGGUUUUUGGGAGUGGCCUUUCUGGGGAUCGGACUGUGGGCAUGGAGUGAAAAGGGAGUCUUGUCCAAUAUUUCAUCAAUCACAGACCUGGGUGGCUUCGAUCCAGUCUGGUUAUUCCUUGUGGUCGGAGGUGUGAUGUUCAUUCUGGGAUUUGCAGGAUGUAUUGGGGCUCUGCGAGAGAACACCUUCUUGUUGAAGUUUUUCUCUGUAUUCCUCGGAGUGAUCUUCUUCCUAGAGCUCACAGCUGGUGUCCUGGCGUUUGUCUUCAAGGACUGGAUCAGGGAUCAACUUAACCUUUUCAUUAACCAGAAUAUCAGAGCAUACCGAGAUGAUAUUGAUCUCCAAAAUCUUAUUGACUUCACACAGGAAUAUUGGGAAUGCUGUGGUGCCCAUAAUGCAGAUGAUUGGAAUCUGAAUAUUUACUUCAAUUGUACAGAGAGCAACACAAGUCGGGAACGGUGUGGAGUGCCCUUUUCUUGCUGUACCAAGGAUCCCACGGAGGAUGUCAUUAACACUCAAUGUGGUUACGAUGUCAGACUGAAAGUGGAUACUGAACAACGGAAUUAUAUUUACACUAAAGGUUGUGUGGGACAGUUUGAGAAAUGGCUCGGGGAAAAUCUGACAGUGGUUGCAGGAAUAUUUAUUGGAAUUGCAUUAUUACAGAUUUUUGGCAUCUGCCUAUCUCAGAACCUGGUCAGCGACAUUGAAGCAGUCAGGGCAAGCUGGUGACUGGAUGUCCUGUUAUAGAGUGGGCACAGCUUGGCACAUGGAUGAAAAACAGCAGCAGCACUCUGAAUGUACCUUGCACAUUGGGCCAUACAAUGGUCCGUGAAAAGGGUGGGGAGAGAGGCACGUGAUGGUUUGAGAAACAGUUGUUUCCCUCCUUCCUACCCCCCCACCCUGACUCCCAACAACUCUUCUUACCCCCUCCCCCACCAUCCUUCCCCAACACCACCCCCACCUCCAGAAACUGUGACUACGUUGCGAAGGAUCCUUGUUGUCGCUGCCAAAUGAUCAGAGGAAAUUCGAAACGGAGCAUCUUAAUACUUGGCCUGGCUGAAUGUGUCCUUUCUGCUAAACAGUUCUCCACCCAUGGCCAUGACAGGAUAGCCGAAGACACCAGCAUGUCGGAGAGAACUGUCCCUGCAUUUGGAAGCACAGUGGGAAAGGAAUCCUCCCUCCCCUCACCCUGCACAGUGACAACCUCAGGCCACCUGCCCCCUAGUAACAUUUUAAAAGUGACAUUGAUCAUUGAGUUUGCAGGGCAGAAGGAGCCAGUUGGGUCAGUGCUGUCUCGUUACUGAGAGAGGUGGACUGCACUCCCCAUUUUCCUGCACCUUCUCCAUGCCUGCUUUAACUUUCUGUCCUGCCUCCCAGGUGAAAACUUCACAGUACCUUGAAAUACAAGAUGGAAGGAGGGGGUAACAGCGCAAGUGAAGGACAUUAACAGAAUAAUUUAGUUAAAUUUCACAUGUCUGUUACUCAGGACAGUGACUCGAUGUUGUUUUUGUGAAGUUCUUUGCCAAAUAUAUAUGUUCGCUUUUCAUUAAGUGAGAGAAAGCAACCGCGUACCUUGUCUAACAAUGUUUAGUGAUAUUUUUCUUCUUGACACUUCCUUUCUUUUUGAAAGGAAUGUUUGCCCUUCAUGUAAAUAAACAAAAUAUUGGAGUUAUAGCAUUAUAUUUUGAAAAGAGUGUCUUAAGUUAAUAGGUUUUAUGAAUGAACAGGAUAAUGUAACAAAGCAAUGUUACUCAUGGACAUGUUUUAAGAUUACUUUGUUCAUGCAAAACCCUAUUGAGAUGCUCAAAAAGAAUUAGCCACCCAAAGGCAUUCAUAAAAAUGUUUCACCUGACAUGCAACAAUUAGAUCAUGUGCCUCACCCACUUGCUGUCACAUGAUUCCCUUUUAUCUUGUAGCAUAGCCCGAGGUGAAUGAAAGCAAGAGCCAGAAUUGGGGUGAGUUUGAUAAGAGUGGGCUUUCCGAAUGAUAAAUAUUCAGUAUUAGUCCUAAGCCUGCCAUUUCCUCUAUUUUUGUUCAUAAUGCUUGCAUCCGGCCUCUACCAGUGUAGGAUUUGAUUGUUAUGAGCAUGUUUAAUCAGCUAUCUUCCCUCUGUUUGCACAUCAAUGCAUGAUAACCUGCGGGGGUGUCUCUCACUGAGAUAACGAUGAUUGAGUGGCCCCUCUAUGUUAAAGAGUAUUAUGUAUUCACCCAGGUUAUACUGUGGACCUAUCUUAUUUGUGAACUAUAAUGAGGGCCACAGCAGAUUGCAAUGCUGUUUUAUUGGAAUGAUACUGCAUUGGUUUGUGGAUAGUGGUAAUCCACUUUUAAAUAAAAUAAACACUUUUAUACAUUGA